AUGGAUGCCCAGAACAUGGAGGUCGCUGCUCUGAUCGAGAAGAUCGCCGGUCUCCAGGCCGCCAUCGCCGAGCUGCCGUCGCUGAGCCCGUCCCCCGAGGUCGACAGGCUCUUCACCGACCUCGUCACCGCGUGCGUCCCGCCGAGCCCCGUCGACGUGACGAAGCUCAGCCCGGAGCACCAGGGGAUGCGGGAGGCGCUCAUCCGCCUCUGCUCCGCCGCCGAGGGGAAGCUCGAGGCGCACUACGCCGACCUGCUCGCCACCUUCGACAACCCGCUCGACCACCUCGCCCGCUUCCCCUACUACAGCAACUACGUCAACCUUAGCAGGCUGGAGUACGAGCUCCUGGCGCGCCACGUGCCGGGCAUCGCGCCGGCGCGUGUCGCCUUCGUCGGCUCCGGCCCGCUGCCGUUCAGCUCCUUCGUCCUCGCCGCGCACCACCUGCCCGACGCGCACUUCGACAACUACGACCUGUGCGGCGCGGCCAACGAGCGCGCCAGGAAGCUGUUCGGCGCGAGCGAGGACGGCGUGGGCGCGCGCAUGAAGUUCCACACGGCGGACGACGUCGCCGACCUCACGCAGGAGCUCGGCGCGUACGACGUGGUCUUCCUCGCCGCGCUCAUCGGCAUGGCGGCCGAGGAGAAGGCCAAGGUGAUAGCCCACCUGGGCGCGCACAUGGUGGAGGGGGCGUCUCUAGUCGUGCGGAGCGCGCACGGCGCUUGCGGCUUCCUGUACCCCAUCGUCGACCCAGAGGACAUCAGGCGGGGCGGGUUCGAGGUGCUGGCCGUGCACCACCCCGAAGGUGAGGUGAUCAACUCUGUCAUCGUCGCCCGUAAGGCCGUCGACGCGCAGCUCAGUGGGCCGCAGAACGGAGCACGGGGCGCGGUGCCGCUGGUCAGCCCGCCAUGCAGCUUCUCCACCAAGAUGGAAGCGAGCGCGCUUAAGAAGAGCGAGGAGUUGGCCACCAAAGAGCUGGCCUUCUGA
Messenger RNA from Triticum aestivum (bread wheat), 984 nucleotides. Its product is annotated as nicotianamine synthase 1-like. NCBI's taxonomy places the organism in Eukaryota, Viridiplantae, Streptophyta, Magnoliopsida, Poales, Poaceae. Gene Ontology annotation, biological process: nicotianamine biosynthetic process. Gene Ontology annotation, molecular function: nicotianamine synthase activity. Bases 1 to 984 code for a protein of 327 amino acids. The transcript is spliced from 2 exons. The record is from RefSeq and is a predicted model, not a curated record.